AUGUUUAUGGGCUUAAUUGGGAAGCCAUUGUAUGACACAGAUGGAGGACUACUUCAUGAUAGGAAAUAUGGAAUAUUCCCAUUCACAGUCAAACAACUAGCCAAGAAGUCAAGUAAAAACAGAGUAGCAAGAACAUGGGAAACAAAAGCAAUACAUAAUGUAAACAGAAAGGUGAUCAGAGACAUGUUGGUGGCCAAUGUCAUUCCAGCAAUUAUUUCAAAGUGGCCUGACAGUCAGCCAAAAAAUAUUGUAAUCCAAUGGGACAAUGCAAGGCCACACCAAGUUCCUACUGAUGCAGAGUUUAUGGCAGCAACAACAGCUCAUGGAUUUAACAUUCAAUUUUCUUUUCCUAGCAACCUAGAUGAGUUAGUUACAAAAGUGCAAGAAUCUUAUGAGGCAUUCAAUCCUCAAGUCAACAAGUACAUUUGGCUGUCUUUGCAAAAGUGCAUGAUUGAGAUCCUUAAGGUACAAGGUGGGAAUAAGUACAAAUUACCCCACAUAAACAAGAAAAAACUCAAAAACCUUGGAGAGUUGCCAAAUAAUGUACCAGUGCAGAAGGAACUUGUUUUGGAGGCAGUGGAGUACCUAAACACUAUGUUUAGGCCAGUAAAUGAGGGGACUGAACAAGGAACAGAAGAAUUUGAGGUAGAUGCAGACUGA
Molecule: messenger RNA, 660 nt
Organism: Chenopodium quinoa (quinoa)
Lineage: Eukaryota; Viridiplantae; Streptophyta; Magnoliopsida; Caryophyllales; Amaranthaceae
Exons: 2
Coding region: 1-660 (219 amino acids)
Molecular function (GO): nucleic acid binding
Source: RefSeq, a predicted model, not a curated record